Messenger RNA from Blepharisma stoltei, 558 nucleotides. The record is from the annotation of a GenBank genome assembly. NCBI's taxonomy places the organism in Eukaryota, Ciliophora, Heterotrichea, Heterotrichida, Blepharismidae.
AUGUCUGGCAAAUUGAAGUGGGUGAGCACAACAAUUCUGGCUGUUCAAAGGUACAAUAAAGCUGUCAUAAUCGGGGACGGACAAGUUUCUCUUGGAAACACAGUGUUCAAAAAUAACGCUAAAAAAGUCAGAAAGAUCGGGGAUAAUGUGUUGUGCGGAUUCGCUGGAAAUGCUGCAGAUGCUCUAACUCUUGUAGACAGGCUUGAAGGACAAUUAGAAAAAUACCCAAGCCAGACUUUAAGGGCGUGUGUAAGUGUUGCUAAAGCAUGGCGCACAGAAAAAUACUUAAAACACCUUGAAGCAUCUCUUAUUGUAGUGGAUCAGAACAAUUUGAUAGAGCUAGAUGGCACUGGAAAUGUAGUAGAAGUUGAUGGAGGAGUUAUAGGAAUUGGCUCAGGCGGCCUUUUUGCUGUGUCUGCAGCUAGAGCGCUUAUAGAGUCUACAACACUAGAUGCUGAAGAAAUUGCUGAAAAAGCUAUGAAGAUUGCUGGAGAUUUAUGUAUAUUUACCAAUCACAAUACAAUAAAAGAAGUGAUUCAGUGGACAAAGACAGAAUAA